Molecule: messenger RNA, 7258 nt
Organism: Cygnus atratus (black swan)
Lineage: Eukaryota; Metazoa; Chordata; Aves; Anseriformes; Anatidae
Gene: EPB41L5
Product: erythrocyte membrane protein band 4.1 like 5
Exons: 25
Coding region: 1-2313 (770 amino acids)
Cellular component (GO): cytoskeleton
Molecular function (GO): cytoskeletal protein binding
Source: RefSeq, a predicted model, not a curated record
AUGCUGAGCUUCUUCCGCCGGACGCUGGGCCGGCGCUCGGCCCGCCGGCACGCCGAGCGGGAGCGGCUGCGGGAGGCUCAGCGCGCCGCCACCCACAUCCCCGCCGCCGGGGAGGCGAGGGCCGUGCUCACCUGCCGGGUGGCGCUGCUCGACGGCACGGACGUCAGCGUGGAGCUGCCGAAAAAAGCCAAAGGCCAGCUCCUGUUUGAGCAGAUCAUGUAUCAUCUGGACCUUAUAGAAAGUGACUACUUUGGAUUAAGGUUCAUGGAUUCUGCACAAGUGGCGCAUUGGUUGGACAACACAAAAAGCAUUAAAAAGCAAGUGAAAAUUGGCCCACCGUAUUGUCUGCAUUUUCGUGUGAAGUUUUACUCAUCAGAGCCCAACAAUCUGCGUGAAGAGCUAACAAGGUAUUUAUUUGUUCUGCAGCUAAAACUGGAUAUUCUUAGUGGAAAAUUGGAAUGUCCUUUUGACACAGCCGUCCAGCUGGCAGCUUAUAAUAUGCAAGCUGAACUUGGAGACUAUGAUCCUGCUGAACAUGUCCCUGAACUGGUGUCUGAGUUCAGGUUUGUGCCAACUCAGACAGAGGAGAUGGAACUAGCCAUUUUUGAGAAGUGGAAGGAAUGCAGGGGGCAAACGCCAGCACAGGCUGAAACUAACUACUUAAACAAAGCUAAGUGGCUGGAAAUGUAUGGUGUAGACAUGCACAUAGUCAAGGCAAGAGAUGGCAAUGAUUACAGCCUGGGACUAACCCCUACAGGAGUUCUUGUCUUUGAAGGAGACACAAAGAUUGGUUUGUUUUUCUGGCCGAAGAUAACGAGACUUGACUUCAAGAAGAACAAACUCACUCUUGUUGUUGUUGAAGAUGAUGAACAGGGAAAGGAGCAGGAGCACACUUUUGUCUUUAGACUGGAUCAUCCCAAAGCCUGCAAACAUUUGUGGAAAUGUGCAGUGGAACAUCACGCCUUCUUCCGGCUCCGAGGUCCUGUUCAAAAAAGCUCAAGUAGAUCAGGCUUCAUUCGGCUGGGUUCCAGGUUUCGAUACAGUGGGAAAACAGAAUAUCAAACCACCAAGACCAACAAAGCCAGGAGAUCAGCAUCGUUUGAAAGGAGGCCCAGCAAGAGAUAUUCUAGACGAACACUACAAACGAAAGCACAUGUUGCUAAACUUGAAGAAACAAGUUUUCCAAACAAUGCUGUUAUUACCCAAACAAAUGGAUCACAACAAAGUUGGAAUGCAAAGCCAAACGUACCUGUCCUAACAGCAGCAGUUCCUUCUGCCCCAGUCCUGGUGGAAAUAGAAAACCUCCCAAGGAGCCCAGGAGCCAGCCAGCAAGACAAGAAGUGUGUACCUCUUGUUGAUUUACUAGACAGCAUGGAGCUGCCAGAAACUUGUGUUGAUGAUGCUGUAGGCCGUCCCGUUGCUGGCUUGGCAACGGGAGAUUCAGAAGAAUUUGUUAGUUGCCCUCAUCCUGGCACGAAGGAAACUGCCAAUGGAAAAACAGACUCGGAUCCAUUUGAAGAUGCAUUGCUAAAACUGAAACAACUGGAGGCAGAGUGCAGCAGCCCUGUGCCAACUGACCGUCCCAACAUAAACAUAAAUGUGCAGGAUGAAGUGGUAAAGCUGACAGAUAAAUGUCUUAACAAUGCAAUUGAGAGCCCAAUAGCAGCAGCAGCAUGGCUUCCAGCAGAUAUGAAAAGCAAUAUCCUGAAGGCCCAGGCGGAAUCAGGGCACAAGGCUGUAAGAGAAGACAGCGUGGCAGGUACCAAGAAUUCCAUUAUUCAGGAUGCUGCUGCCAGGAACAUUCUCCCAUCAGGCAAAACACCGAGUAGUUCCCCAGCAACCAGUCCAAUAUUUCAAGAACCAAAAGAGCUCCUGCAAACAACCCCUGCCUCAAACACCUUCAUUCCUAAUGCAUCAAAUGAGGAUAGUGCUGCCUCUAGCCACGAAGAGUUGCUGAUUCCAGCUAGUCUGGCUCCAGCUGAGGAGGCUGCUGUUUCAAAGAGCACUCCAGAUGACCGGGACGUUUCCUUAACACCACUGACAGAGAAUCUAAUUGACUUUACAGAAGCCACACCUCGGGUGUCUCCCCAGCCCACGAUAACACCGAGGUGGAUAGUGCCAACUGGACUGAUUUCCAAUGGGCCUUUGGGAAAUGAUGUUGCCUUAGCUCUGAAAGCAAUGAAAGGCAGCACAGAGGCUCUGUUGCCAUCAGCUGGACUGCCACCAUCCCAGCAGACAUCUGAAGUCCUUGCAAGCCCAGUCAAUGAGGAUGCUACAAUAAGGACGAGAUGUUUACUCACCACUGAACUCUAGAAGAAGGAGUUUCUGCACUUCCCAUCUUGUAAAAACUCCAGUCUUCUACAAGCAGUCGUUUUGAAAAACUUGCUUGGGAUCAAACUCUUGCUGAAUGGGACGGAAGCAGCCGGCUGGUUUGCUAGGAUCCAGGAAGAGACUUUCACAUUUAUUGCAAUCUAACUGGAAUUAUAAUAUGAACCAGAAUAUAAAAACACAUGAAAAUUUGAUGUUCUCCUUAGGAGAAGUGAAUACCACACUGGAGCUAGUUCUGAACAUGCGGAACAAAAUCUACUUGUGUUCCACUCACACUAGAUUUAGUCUUUCUUAACCCUGUGCUGCCUCUGAAGUGUUAAUGGCAAGUGAUCACUGUGAUGUUAGCUAUAUAGUGUUUGAACACCACAUCCCUGACCUUUAUAGAGUAUUAUUGGGAAGAUUAGGAGAACUUCUAGGGCCAUCUUGUGGCCAUACUGUAUAUGGUAGUUCACAGUACUGGUGACUGUUUGAUACGGCCAAGGUAAUUUUCUUCUGUGUGGAUUAAUCCCAUUGGUUUUCCUUUGUUUUAACAACACAUAUGCUCCUUUUUGGCCUUAAAGCCCUUAAUAAUCUUUGCACCUCUUGUUACAGAACCUGGAAGGAAUUAAAAUCUAGUCCAUCAGUGACCAACUACUUUGACUGGAUUUGAGCUGCUCAUUGCAAGCAGGAAAAGGAAAAUUAACUGGCCAAACAACUUUUAGCAUUAGCAGAUUACAGCAGAGGUCCCACAUUUUUUUGACACUAGUUAUUUUAUUUUCUGUGUACAUGCAUUUAGGCUAUAGAUAUGGGGUUUUGUUUGUUUGUUUGUUUUCAAUGCUGAAGCAGUGAAGGUAUGAGUACAGCUUACUUCAGGAACUGCUUUGAGGUUAGUUCUGUUGUCAUUCAGCGCUAGGAAGGAAAAGACUUUCGUUAUUUGUAUUCAUAUUGUUUCUAGAUGUUGUUUCUAGAUGCUGUUCUUUGGGAAAUGCUUACCAGGCAUGUUAUGGCAUGACAGUACAACCAGGUCAGUUCUUACCACCUCGAAUCCUGUUCCAGAAUAGAAAGAAUAAGGUGAAAGUAGGAGAAAAAAGUUGAAACAUUCCCAAAAGUAGUUCACCUGCUUCUAGUAGGAAAGCAGGGUUCUUGCAAGAGCAUGCUCCACAGUGCUAGUGAAGACCUUUUGGUGCUCAGGUGAAGUACAGGAUACAAUACGUACAGUUUGAAGAGAUCAUUUGAGUCCCAGGCAGCAGGAUCCUCACGUGAAGGUGUAGAGGUGAGAGCACAUGGACCCUGGAAGUGUAUCCUGUGAAAAUAUCAAUGCAGAGUCAGAGGAAGGAGAAGUGUAGAAGCCCAAUGACGAAUUCCACACCUCCAAACAGGGAAGCACAGGUGAAACUACAGGGAUCCUUCCUUCUCAGGAAGAGGUUUGUACGUAUGACUGGGGUUGGAGGUUUUUUUCUGCGUAGUGCUGCUGUUUAUAAAUAUUUAUAUACAUGUGGUUCUUAGAAACAAUUUUGAAUGUGAAAGUCAGUUUGAAACCUGUACGUACAACUUCCUUUCUGUGCGCCUGCUGCGUGCACGUCUCUCAGUGUGGACAAAGAUUUGGACCAAACCACUGUGGGUUGUGCAGGUAAGCUUGUGUCCUACUAGGCUGCUUCGUUCAGACUAAGGUAUGUCCUGGAAGUUCUUACUGCUGUUUUUGUACUUGUUUGCAAGAUGCUGACUGAGAGUUUUAAGGAAGAAACUGCUUAGCAUUUACAUGGCCAACUGCCACUCCUCAAAGCCCCAGAGGCCUUAAUAGAGAAACACAGAAACCAUCGGGAGCAAUUCGGACUGACAUACCAGAGUGACUCUCUGCAGACAGUGAUUUGCAGCUACUGCCUGGAGAACCCAGAGCUGAAAUUGAUGGCGGGUGCUCCAGGCACGCUCUGCACUCAGCGCUGCCAGCCAGAGCGGAGCUGCUGUUUGGGACCGAGCAGCGUGUUUCUGCUCCCCGGCGUCCACCUGUCAUUGUUGCUUCCAGCGGAGUGUUAUCUUUUAUAUUUUAAGUCUGAGCCUUAUUGUGUAUUAAAAUGUAGAAGAUUCCCGAUUCAAAUAUCAAAUGUCUGAGUGUGGAUUAAUAGAGUUGCCAGAAAGGUUCCUGCAGGAAAAGGGAAGCUAUGGCUGCAACAGUCUGCUUCCUGCACAAAGCCAGGACUGUGUGGGGAAACUUGGCACUUGCUAUUGAUCUGUUUGCUCAGCAGCUGAGCUGGCAUUCGCCAGCUACAUGUGUUGGUUUUGUAAAUAGACAGAAUGCAGUAGCAUUCUCUUUAAGGCAUGUUUGAUAUUUGACUCUUCCCAUUGGGUUCAGGAGCACUGUGAACUGUUAGCUUGAAUUUCUCCCAAAAGUAAAAUAACAGAAGUUUACAGUUCUACAGCGUUGUGUGCUAAAUACCAUCCCUAGAUUCCUCCCAAGCAAUCACAUAAAGCAAAUAACAAGUAAAUAACACAUGUGGUGAAUGUGUCCCCCUAAAAUCUAAGUGGUUCCAAGUAGCCAACUGUUUACUGUCAGCAUGGCUGGGGUGGUGGUGGUUGAGGGGGGGCGUUGUAUUUAAACACACACAGGAAGAUUUCGGAGAGGCAAGGUUACCUCAAUUUCCAAUGGCCUAAUACUUAAAAAUUCAAAAAUUUCAACUGUUACAUUGGGGAUUUGCAAUUUCUAGUAGAUUUGAGACUGCAAACCUAAUUCUUCCCAGUGACAUCUGGGAAAAUAUUCCAUUUAACUCAACGUAGCUUAUUUAGCUAUUCCAAUUGUUUAUACAGGGAGCCUGGGGAGACUUAGACACCACAGUGAUGUGAUCUAAACAGGCACGUAAUUUGAUGUCUGAACAUCCUGUAGUUUUGCAUCACUAUUUUGCGUUAAAACUGUAGGUGUCAUGUGGUACCAUGACUGGCUACCAGGUAAUGCAGCCUUACUCAUCACUUAAAUUUUAUCAAACACAAAUAGAUACAGUAGUGCCUGCAGCUGACGUUAUAAAAUAUCGAUUAAUGCCAGCAUGCUAUUAAGAAAAACGGAUUUCUGAAUGCUGCUACUCGAUUGAUCGGCUAUAAGUCCAGCCGCACUCUAAAUGGUUAUUUUUUGGUAUUUAUUUAAAGAGUUUUAUAAACAAAACUUCUGUGUUAAUCUGACGUUGGGCUGUUGGCAGGUCUGCCAACCACUUAGAGGCUUUGAGAGUUGAAAAGAAUGAAGAGAUGCAGCCACGUGUGUCGUGCAGCCAUUUGGAAAAAGCCAGCUCCUUGAUUUUUUAUUAUACAAUAUAUUUAACAAAAAAAGUGUUGUUUUUUUUUUUUUUACCUAAGAAAGUUAUAACCCACUGACUUACUAAUGCAUAUUCCAGACUCUGCUUACUCACUGUCUUUGUACCCUUUUGCCAUGCGCAUGCAGUGCUGAUCAGGGAUGGAUGCUUUUUCACUCUGUAGUCAAAGAGUGAAAACUUACACAAAAAACUGAAAAGUGAUUGUACACCAUAAAAGAUUUUGCAGAAAUUUUAACAUCUGUAAAAUAACAAAAAAAAAGGGGGGGGGGGGAAACACACACAACACUAUAUCUCAAAGUGAUUAAUCUUAAGGAAACGUGGACAGUAGAACCGCGUUUCAAUCUCACCCAUCUAGUCUAACAGGAAGAGACCAGAGAGCCUUCAUGUGCGAGUAGGCGGUAAUUGUCCUGUAACUACAAGCUUUUGAAACAGGAAUUAAGGUGUGGGAGUUCAGGCCCUCUUACCACUGGAACUAAGGGGAUGUCUUUACAUCAGUGGUAGGGAAGUUGCAUAUCAUAAAAUAAUGACUUACCUGGUACUCAGUCAUGGUUAAUGGGUUAGCUUGAACAUACUCAAUUUUAAACUGAAAUUCCAUGUAUGCUUUGUCAAAGACAGCCAUAUAGAUGGUGUGUCUUGGGCUUUUUGGCCGCAACUUGGCGAGAAAAUGUGCUGCACUGGAUGAGGAGCUCAGGUGACAAGUCCAGUUACAUUCAGGUCUCUUUCCACAAACUGUUUCCAGCCCUUGCUUGUUUGUUGUCCCUUUGCACCCUGUCUUUGCCACUUAUUCUGUUUCUUGAAGCACAGCUGUACUGUUAAGGUCUGCCACAAAUAGCGUUGUUAUUCACGUUGUGAACAUGUUCUGGUACAGCCCAAAUCUUGUACAGGUGAAGUGUUAGCAGCUCUAUCUCACAGCCAGCUAGCAUUUAAAGCUCAGCUGUCUGGGCACGGAGUGUUCGUUAGUUAGAAAGUGGUAGUAAAAUUGUGUAACUCUUAGACAUGGUAGUGUCACAGCUUUCAAAUACAGCUGGACAAUCAUAACUUUUAUACCAAAAAAAAAUAAUCCUUGCUAAUGGUCUUUCAGCGGUGCAGGUCUAAUCUGCGUGUUUGGUCGGAGCGUUAGCACCACAGAAAUAAGUCCAGGGCCCUUCCCACUGCACUCAAGUGGACGUAGAGUUUGUGUGAUUUCAUUAAGUCUGCUGUUGUACGGCAGUGAGGAGGGAGGUCUGGGCAGUUGGCAUAGCCUGUGGAGAGCAGGGAUCCUCCAGAUUCUCCUCUUUUGUCCUGCUUGGCCUGAGCACUUUGCUUCCUAAACACACACAUGCCCUUACCUAUAACUGGACAAACCUAUUUUUAAAGUCUGUAAGAAUAUUUUUUUAGCUAGAUAUUUUUUUGUUAAAGCCACACUAACUACUGUAUUUUUACCUUUUUAUAUGUAAAGCUCGGCGGUAGGUCUCAAUGUAUAAUUUAUUUUUUUAUAAAACAAAGUGCACCCUCUCGCUUCUGUUUCACGAGGAUAGUGAUGUAUGAACUGCUUUAGGCACUGCACUGAGAUCUGUAUUGAAACUGUACAUGGGAACAAGAAGCUGUGAUCUGUAGUUCACUCGAACCCAAUCUUGAAAUGUUUAUAUUGUAGUUGUGUCUGAAAUACACCACAU